AUGUCCACAAACGACAGCGAGAUCGCUGCUUCCGCUGAGCGUCCUGAACGAUCUUUCUGGAAGCCGUCGACCUGGGGCAGAUCUAGCAAGUCGAGCAAGACGGACGCAAGCGCUUCGGAAACGAGUUCUACAUUCCCCUCGUCCCAGCUACAAUCGACCAAGCUCAGCAUCACCGGGGACGCAGUAACGUCAGACCCCGCGUCUGGGCGAUCCUAUGCCUCUGACUCUGUAUAUGACACCGACUCUCAGAGGUCUACGGAUAGGAAAUCAUACAGCCAGCCCGUGACCGGUACCCAAACCGAAACGACUACCCCCGACUGGAUUGGGCGCAAACCAUCUCCCCUUCAGUUCACCAGCGGACCGUCCCAGACCGAUGCCCAGACCGAUGCCCUCACUGGCACCGGGGCUACGACGCCCUACACGUAUGAUGAGGUCAACCGAAUACAUCGCUUCGAUUUGGAGACACCGCCGGACGGCAAAGUGAAAGAUUACACCCUCCUCGACAAGAAUGGGGAUCGCAUAUUCACGCUGCUGGUCUCAUGCUACGAUCGGCCAGACGGUAGCAGGGUCAAAGAAAUCGAAUACAAUACUCAUGGGUUCUCGACCGAUCAGUCCCGACGGUCUCAAAACUCCCGGCCGACCUUCCGAACCGACAGUCAGGUGACGGGUCCCUCGAGUAAUCCUGCCAGCACCGCGCCCGAGACCACGGCAAAUACCCCCACUCCUAUACACAAGAAGAAGGGGGCGAGAUUCGACUCGACCGCGACCGAGAUCAAUACCGACGGUUCCAAACUGCCGACUAGCCUGGGCCCAGCGGGGAACUACGUGGAGACCGACCCUCGGAGGAUCCGAGCCCAAGCGGAUUUGUCGAAGUCACCCAGCGCGUGGCUCAAGAGUGGUAUGUGCGAGACCUUGGAUGAGCGCGACAAGAAGCUCCAUGACUAUACCGUGACGAUGACGGACGCCCCUCGAUACAAAUUCAGGAAAUCGAACACUGACUAUGAUUACGAUGCCGAGUCGUGCAUGGCGAGAUACGUCACCGAUCGCCUCAGGAAACCGGACUCGACGUACCUCUCUACCAACAGGACCGCCGCCGCGACGGCGACUGCCGAGUUGGACAGUAUAGCCUCGGAGUUUGCCAAGUCGCGCCGUCUCAGUCUUGACAUCCAGGAGUCGGUCGAUCCGUUCAGCAAGGAGACGGUAGGCCUCAUCACUAGCGGGAACUCUCGGCUGCCUGCGAGGACCGAUGCCUCCGGAAGAACCACAUGUACCCUGGCUGAAGGUCUGGCCGGCAAGACGGACACGGAAGUCGACAGGAUUAUCAGCAAAUCCUCCGCACGACUGAUUGACUUCAGAGAUAUGACGCAAGAGGCCUGGGAACGGUACGACGACUGGUCAGAGUUCCGGGGGCGGCAGUAUGCCUCACUGGCGAAGGCCCAACCGCACGGUCCAAUCGACAGCUUGAUGACUGGUCAGUAG
Dioszegia hungarica is the source of this 1479-nucleotide messenger RNA. RefSeq lists its product as uncharacterized. The transcript has 6 exons. The record is from RefSeq and is a predicted model, not a curated record. Lineage: Eukaryota; Fungi; Basidiomycota; Tremellomycetes; Tremellales; Bulleribasidiaceae. Bases 1 to 1479 code for a protein of 492 amino acids.